UUUAUAAUUAUUAAUCACCAGUCAACAGACCUAUUUGAAAUACUUGAAAAUCUAUUGCAUCAUAGUGAUCAUGAUGUAUUAAUUUAUUUGUUAUUAUUAUAACCUAUUAUUAACCUAAAAAAUAAUUAUAUGUUGUUCAUUAUGCUGAGUUUAACAAGGUUGAAAACUUCCAAGUUACACGAAUUAUUCAAAGGAGUAUAUAAAUGCAAUCAAAACCAUGAACGGUUCAAAUCUUUUACGAAAUGGUAUAAAGAAUAUUGGGGCCCUAGGAUAAACAAUCCACCUUACAAACAUGUAACACAAAUAGGCGAUCCUGUUCUUAGAAAUGUAGCUAAAGAAGUUUCAAAAGAUAAAAUAAAUAGUGAUGAGGUUCAGCAAGUCAUUGAAACUAUGAAAUAUGUUAUGAAUAAAUAUAAAAGCAUGGGAUUAGCAGCUCCACAAAUUGGAGUUUCCCUGAGAAUAUUUGCAAUGAAUUUUGACAAAGGAUUGCUUGAUUCGUAUGCACCAGAAAUCAUAAAAAGUAGAGAUAUGAUGAUAGUCCCCUUCCAAGUUGUUAUAAAUCCUGAAAUGAAGAUAAUAAACUAUGACAAAGUAUCAUAUCAAGAGGCAUGUGAAUCAGUUCGUGGUUUUUGUGCAGAUGUUCCUCGUUAUAAAGAAAUUGCUUUAUCAGGUUUCGAUCAAAAUGGAAAACCAAUUAAUAUGAAAGCCUAUGGUUGGACAGCGAGGAUAAUACAACAUGAAAUAGAUCAUUUAAAUGGAAAAUUUUAUACCGAUAUUAUGCACAAAACCUCUUUACAAUGCAGCUGCUGGGAGGCUGUAAAUAAGCACUCCGGUCGCAUAGAAAUAAGAUUUAUACCAUGAUGAAUGCUAUUGAAGAAUUAUUAAAUUCUAUUUUGAGUUGAUUUUAAUAUGUAGGUAUUAUUAAUUUAUUGAUAUUUUGUACUAAUGGAAAACAUUAUUUAAAUUUGAAAUGAAUAAUGAUUUAUGAUUGAUUAAUACAAGUCCAUACAA
Molecule: messenger RNA, 1011 nt
Organism: Ctenocephalides felis (cat flea)
Lineage: Eukaryota; Metazoa; Arthropoda; Insecta; Siphonaptera; Pulicidae
Product: peptide deformylase, mitochondrial-like
Exons: 2
Coding region: 130-861 (243 amino acids)
Biological process (GO): N-terminal protein amino acid modification; peptidyl-methionine modification
Cellular component (GO): mitochondrion
Molecular function (GO): peptide deformylase activity
Source: RefSeq, a predicted model, not a curated record